UCCGAGCCUUUAGCCGCUAGCCGCCAGGAUUCUCACGGCUACCUGCUUUGCGUGUUGUUUUUUAUGAUUGCUUAUCCGGGUACGGAAAAACCAUGUCAAAGACCAGUUCGCCGGACAUAGCCAAUCCACUUCAAAAUGACAAGCUAAGCGUGAAUGAAAAGAUUCUUAAAGAAUGUCACAACCUCUACAUAGAGCCGGAAAAAGGUCUCAUUGAUAUUGCAAGUCAAUUUGGGUUGAAAUUACUUGCCCCAAGGAAGAAAAUAAUAAUUCUAUUAAUCGGUAAUCAUUCUGCUGGAAAAUCAUCAUUCAUCAACUGGUAUGUCGAAGAACAUGUGCAAAAAACUGGGGUCGCAAUUGAGACGCAAGGUAUUUGCCUCGUGACAUCAGGCAAAAGGCGAGAAUCGUUGAUGGGAAAUGCAACGUUACAUCUUUAUCCACACUUUAAGCCUCUCCAACAAAUUUCGGGAGUCAUGGACUUCUUGUCAACUGAAAUUUCAACUUCUAAUAAGAAGAAAUUUAGUCUGGUUACAUUCGUGGAUACUCCAGGAUUGGUCGACGGUGACAUGCAGUACCUGUUCGAUGUGAACGAAGCAGUUUUGUGGCUUGGUAGCAUGGCAGACUUGAUAUUUGUAUUUUUUGACCCAAUUGGCCAAGCACUGUGCAAGAGAACCUUGAAUUUAGUCGAAAAACUGAAUUCAACGAAUGCCGAGAAAAUGAGGUUUUACUUAUCCAAGGCAGACGAUGCUGGAAACGAGUCGGACAGACAAAGAGUAAUGAUGCAGAUAGUUCAAGAGCUUUGUAAGAGACCAGGAUUGAACCGAACAGGUUUUGAUAUGCCGACAAUUUUUAUACCAGAAUUGAACAAGCCUUCUAAAUGUACUAAUCAAAUUGAAGAAACCUGUCGUGAUAUUGAAAAGACAAUAAAUAGAACUAUACAGAAUACCUUGAACACGUUGGAAAAAGAUUGCAAUGAUAUUAAAACCCUAAUUCGUCAAGGACUUUCCAAAGAUGAAGCUGAUAAAAACUACAAUUAUAAGACUAUUUUACGCACUGCAAUGAUGGGAGGCGCUGCUGCUAUCAUACCCCUCGUGCUGUGCUUACACCUCGUAAUAACUGGUCUGGGAACAGACUUUAUGCACUCGGUAUUUGGCGAGGAGUUUACGUAUAUACUACACAAAUAUUUGAGUCCUGUAAGGAUCUUAUGGUCGAUUGUCCCUGCAAGUCAACAAUGGAACAUAUUUCUUGUGGUGCUUGCCUUGUCUGCUGUUCUGUUCCUGCUAACACAGUCAUCCCUAGGUCUGAGAACAACAUUGACACGCAAGCAGAAGCACUCGUAUAUUGAGAUGUUAGAUCAUGUGUGCAAUGUUGUUGUUACUAAGAAAACGCAAUUGUAUUUUGAAUACUUGGAACAGAGUGUAGGUGACCAUGAUUUGUGAAAUUGAAUAUCUGUUCCUUGUGAGGUAUUGAUAAACAUAUAUAACUUCACAAAAUAAUUGGACUAGCAUAUUUUAUACCAUGAACCUGACAUACGAUUUAUCUCACCAUUUUUUACUCAUAUACGCCCUUAAUCGUUCUCUAUCUUUAUUGUACUAGAUCUAUGAGACUUUCAAUCCAAUCAGAGUAUGGUUUUUAUCAUACUGGUUUUUAUUGUUUGCAAAAAAAAAAUGUAUUACUUCAACGUAGAAGUAUAAUGAUAGAAUAAUUUUAUCGAAAACUUGUGAUUUGGUAUUAAUAUGUAUUGUUUUAUUAUACUAAACAAAAACCUGAAUUUAAGGAGAUCUGAUUAAUUGUAAAUGACUGCCACUGGCAUUUUAAUUACUUAAGUUGCCUGGACUUACAUGACAAAAUGGCUGCUAUAUACAUUUGGAUGUGAAAUCAGGCAUUUAUUGAAUUUUAUACAUAAAUUUGCAAUACAAUGUGAUUUUUAAAUACAACAAUUAAUACUCAUGUUAUUCAAUCAUUUAAUAAAUACAUCCCUACAAUGUA
Molecule: messenger RNA, 1986 nt
Organism: Neodiprion virginianus
Lineage: Eukaryota; Metazoa; Arthropoda; Insecta; Hymenoptera; Diprionidae
Product: EH domain-containing protein 3-like
Exons: 7
Coding region: 93-1436 (447 amino acids)
Molecular function (GO): GTPase activity
Source: RefSeq, a predicted model, not a curated record